CACGUCUGAGUAUACUUCGGAGUGACAGAGCUUCACUCGUGAGUCCUGCGACUAGCAACCCAGUGGUCAGUCAGGCAAGGGCUGGCGGACUCAAAGGGGCCAGCCAGGGGGGCCUGCGACGCAGUGCACAUGCUGCCCAGCGUGCCAGGUGCACUGGUCCAGAGACGCGCUUGCUUCUAUGACGUGUAAUAAUAUGAAAUAAAUAGGCACAAAUUGUCGCUUACCAUACCUCGAGCUGUGUUAUCAAGGCGUAAUGGCUGCCGAAACGUCGGCGCAAGCCUCAACGACCAGCCAAGAUAACAGUGAUGGCAUACUCCUUUACUAUAAAUAUGUAAGGCUGGAGGGGUCGACACAGGAUGAUGUGGCGACUUUCUAUCGGGAAAUGUGCGGAAGGCUCGGUUUGCGCGGCCGAAUACGCGUCGCCCGUGACGGCGUGAAUGUGACGGUUGGCGGCCCCAUGCCAGCCCUGCGCGCGCACGCCGCCGCGGUGGCAACACACGCCGUACUCGGCACCGCCUCCGCCGCCGGCUCUCACGCUGCCGGCGCUGGCGCGGCGCCAGCCGCGCCAGCAGCCGUCGACGGCGGCGGCGGCACCACCGCCCGGCACGGCGCCGACGGCGGCACAGACCUGGACGCUCUGGGCGCGGCGGCGGGCAUUGACUUCAAGCUGGCAGUGUCGCGGGGCGCUCGCAACGCGGCCACCACGUCUGAGACCGGCAUGGACACGCUGGCGGUCCGGUUGUGCGAGGAGCUGGUGACUCUGGGGCCGCUGGCUCGCAACCGCGCCGACCCGCGCGCCAACACGGCGCCGCACCUCACGCCGCAGCAGUUCCACCGCCUGCUGCAGCGGGCCGCAGACGAGGCAGCGGCGGCGGCGGAGGGGGCGGAGGGGGCGGCGGAGGAGGGGGCGGCCGACGGCGCGGGGGUGGCGGAGGAAGCCGGGGAGUGGGCGGCAGAGGGGGCGGCGGCAGGGCCUGGGGCUGGGGUGGAGGCGGCGGCAGCAGGCGGCGAGCUGGGUGCUGGCGGGGGUGUGGUGCUGCUGGACGCGCGGAACGUGUAUGAGACACGCAUUGGGCACUUCCAGGCGGGCCCUGCUGUGCCGGUGCUGGACCCGCGUACGCGCUGCUUCAGCGAGCUACCGGCCUGGCUGGACGCACACGAGGCGGCGCUGGCGGGCAGGACAGUGCUCAUGUACUGCACGGGCGGUGUGCGCUGUGAGCGAGCCAGCGCCUACCUGCGGGAGAAGGGGCCGGCCUUUGCCAACGUGUUCCAACUCAGUGGCGGCAUCCAGCGUUAUCUGGAGGCGUUCCCUGACGGCGGCUUCUUCCGCGGCAAAAACUUCCUCUACGACGACCGCAUCUGUGUGGGCCCCGAGGCGGCUCCGCACGCGCCGGCGGUGGGGCGCUGCCUGCUGUGCGGGGUGGGGUGGGACGACUACGGCGAGCGGCUGAGGUGCAGCCGCUGCCGCCUGCUGCUCCUGGUAUGCGACGGCUGCCGUGCGGCCCGCCACGCCGCCGCCUCCGCCCCCGCCGCCCCUGCCGCCUCCACCGCCGCCCCCGGCACUGCCUCCGGACCUCCUCACAACCACGGCAGCGCCCGUCGCCAGCACAAGCCGCCGCCCCUGCUGUGCGAGCUGUGCGCUGCUGGUGCUGAGCAGCAGCAGCAGCACCCGAACGGCACGGCGGAGACCGCAACGCCAGCGGCAGACCAAGACGCGGCGGGCCAGGGCGGUGCCAGUGCGGCGGCGGCAAAAGCGCCACCGAGCGCGGGUGCAGGGAUACCUCAGCAGCAGGCGCAGGCGCAGGUGCAGGGGCGGCGGCUGCGAAUACUGUGCCUGCACGGCUUCCGGCAGAGUGGGAAACAGUUCAUGGGCCGCACCUGCUCGCUGCGCAAGAAGCUGCGCGACCUGGCGGACUGGGUGUUUGUGGACGCGCCGCACACACUGCCGCACUACAUAAAGUACGACAGGGCGCGCAGCUGCAGCAGCCGCGCCGCCGCCGCCGCGGCCGCCGCCGCCGCCGUAACUGCGUUUCAAACCGGAAGCGCACAUGAUGGGGAGGACGAGCAGGAGGAGGGCGUUGCGGAGGACCACGAGCCGGGUGUGGAGGGCGAGGCAGGAGUCGGCGGGCUCGAUCACGGGUUUGGGAUAUCGCCGCCCGCGUCGCCCGGUGCCGCACUUGCGCCGCUGGUGGUGGAGCUGUUAUCGCCGGGCCGCCGCGGCGGCGAUGGCGGCGGUGGCGGUGGCGGCCCGGCUGUGCUUCCACCCGGCGCUGCCCGGCGCGCGUGGUUGGUGUCGCCACAGCUGCUGCACCCCGGCAGUGGCGCCGGAGCGGGUGUCGGGGGAGCGGCGGGCGGCUGGCGCGAGGCGCCGGACUUUGUGGACGAGCAGCAGUACACGCAGCAGACGGAGGGCUGGGCGGAGUCGCUGGCGGCGCUGCGGCGGGCGGUGCGGGAGCAGGGGCCCUUCGACGGCGUGUUCGGCUUCUCACAGGGCGCCGCCGUGGCCGCAGUGCUGUGUGCGCUGCAGCAGCAGCACCGCCAGCACCGCCAGCUGCGACAGCCCGCGCCGCCACAGCCGCCCGCACCGCCGCCACAGCCGCAAUCGCCGCAGCAGCCCAGCGGCAGCGACGACGUCAGCCCCGGCGCUGGCGACGGCUGCGACAACGCAGCAGACAGCAACGACUUCGGGUUCCGCUUUGCGAUCCUGGGUUCGGGCUUUCCCUCGCCAGCCGCCGCCCAUGUGCAGCUGCUGGAGCAGGUGGGACCCAUCCGGCUGCCCUCACUGCACGUGUACGGCUUGGCGCCGCAGCCGCAGCCGCAGCCGCCACGAUCGCCGUCAGCUGCUACUGCCACUGCAACUGCCGCAGUUGCGGCGGCUGCGGACGCGUGCCAUGCUGCGGCGUCGCCUGGCGGUGUGGCGGAUGGGGGCGGGGCGGGGUGUGGUAGUGUAGGAGGUUGCGGCGGUGACGGCAGCGGUGGCGGUGACGGCAGCGGCAGCGGUGACGGUGGGGCGGGUGACCGGCAGAUCCAUGAGGCUGCGAGUGAGGCGCUGGCGGCCGCGUUUGCGCCGCAGCAGCGCCGCUGCCUGCGCCACACGGCGGGGCACCUCAUACCCGCCACCAAGCCGCACGCGGCGGCGUUCAGAUCCUUCCUGUCACAGUUCCUGUGAGCGGUGGGGAGCGGGAGAGAGAGAGAGCAGUUGUGUUUGUGUGUGAGAGAGAGAGCUGGGGGGUGAGAGAAGAAGUACCGCUCGUGUGUGUGUGCGCUGGCUGCGCGUCAGUGGGCGUGUUGUGUGAGAGGCUGCUCGGUAGCGUGGCGCCCCGGAAGGCCCGAUUGGUGUUUGAUGUGCGGAUCGCAAGUAGGAGGUGCGGCUAUAUGGGUUGGCGUGGGCACGAGGGAUCGGGGAAGAGUCUGCGCCCGGGGCCGACGGGGCCGCUGGGGCCACACACGCGCCGGACAAUUUUCGAGCGAUUCGGCAUUUCCAAGGCGUGCUUACUGUGCAGCUGCUUUAUGAAAAGGU
This is a messenger RNA of Chlamydomonas reinhardtii, 3520 nucleotides long. RefSeq lists its product as uncharacterized. The transcript is spliced from 10 exons. Bases 383 to 3169 code for a protein of 928 amino acids. The record is from RefSeq and is a predicted model, not a curated record. Lineage: Eukaryota; Viridiplantae; Chlorophyta; Chlorophyceae; Chlamydomonadales; Chlamydomonadaceae.